Messenger RNA from Acanthopagrus latus (yellowfin seabream), 2737 nucleotides. RefSeq names its product SLIT and NTRK-like protein 2. Gene Ontology annotation, biological process: regulation of presynapse assembly; axonogenesis; positive regulation of synapse assembly. Gene Ontology annotation, cellular component: membrane; glutamatergic synapse. Bases 143 to 2191 code for a protein of 682 amino acids. The record is from RefSeq and is a predicted model, not a curated record. The transcript has a single exon. Gene Ontology annotation, molecular function: protein binding. NCBI's taxonomy places the organism in Eukaryota, Metazoa, Chordata, Actinopteri, Spariformes, Sparidae.
CUCCGUUCCUUUCUCCUCUCCCUACUGUGAGAACUCAGCCUCUGAUUUUUUAAAAAACGUUUUUUUCUCUGUUCCAUCCAAGGCUCGGGCUGCGAAGUUAAAUGCUGGAUCUAUAUUUCGGCAACUAUUUUUGGCUGUGAAAAUGCUGAGCGGCGUCCUGUUUCUGAGCGUCCUCAUGGUCACCAGCCUGACACCGUCCGAAAUGCAGAGCUGCAACACUUCCCCCUCCAAAGAAAUCUGCAAGAGCCGCUGCAGCUGCGAGGAGCGGGAGAACGUUCUGAACAUCAACUGUGAGAAUAAAGGAUUUACCACCGUCAGUCAGUUCCAGGCGCCCCCCAAUAAAAUCUCGCAGCUUUUUCUAAAUGGAAACUUCUUGUCACGGCUCAGCACCAAUGAGUUUGUCAAUUAUGGCAAUGUCACUUCACUGCAUCUCGGGAAUAACGGCUUACAGGAGAUUCGAACUGGCGCAUUUAACGGGCUGCGCUUUCUGAAGCGGCUCCACUUGAACAACAACAACCUGGAGGUGAUAAAAGAGGACACCUUUGCAGGACUGGAGAGUUUGGAGUACUUACAGGCAGACUAUAAUUACAUCAGUGCCAUCGAGCCGGGUGCUUUCAGUAAGCUGAAUAAGCUCAAAGUGUUGAUCCUGAAUGACAACCUGCUCCUGUCUCUGCCUCCCAAUAUUUUCCGCUUUGUGCUCCUCACCCACUUGGAUUUACGUGGCAACCGGCUCAAGAUGCUGCCGUUUGCUGGGGUCCUCGAGCACAUAGGCGGCAUCAUGGAGAUCCAGCUGGAGAAGAACCCGUGGAAUUGCACAUGUGAAAUGAUUCCCCUUAAAUCCUGGUUGGACACUACUUCUGUCUUCAUGGGGGACGUAGUGUGUGAGACGCCAUUCAGGCUGCAUGGCAAAGACAUCACGCAGCUCAUAAAGCAGGAUCUGUGCCCACGCAGGAAUGCUGGUGAGCGUGUUCACCCCCCCUCUGACUCUCACUUUCAAGGGGCCCUGCCCCCGACCUACCACCCCAGUGGGAUCACCCCCAUCUGGGACCCGAAAGCCUCCCGUCCUCCCAAAAUGCGCUAUAGGCCCACCCCUCGCAUCUCAAAAGACAAACACGUCUUUGGGCCCAUAAUGGUCUACCAGACACGCUCCCCUGUGCCCAUGUUGUGUCCGAGCCUGUGCAUGUGCACGUCACGAAACCGAAACAGCAGCUUGAACAUUAAUUGCCAGGAGCGCAAGUUGCACAACAUCAGUGAGCUGAACCCCAAGCCCUCCUACCCAAAGAAACUCCACCUGACCGGUAACUACUUACAAGUGAUUUACAGGACUGAUCUGACCGAGUACAGCUCACUGGAGCUGCUUCAUUUAGGAAAUAACAGGAUAGCAGUGAUUCAGGAAGGUGCGUUUGAGAACCUAACAAACCUCAGACGGCUCUAUCUGAAUGGGAAUUACAUUGAAUCACUUUCUCAGUCCCUCUUUGCCGGCCUGCAGUCGCUCCAGUACCUGUAUUUGGAAUACAACAUCAUCAAAGACAUCUUACCACAGACAUUUAACGCUUUACACAACCUGCAGCUGCUUUUCCUCAACAACAACCUGCUAAGGUCGCUCCCCGACAAUGUUUUCGGGGGCACGAAGCUGACAAGACUCAACUUGCGGAAUAAUCAUUUCUCCUACCUGCCGGUCCGAGGGGUCCUGGACCAGCUCUCAGCCUUCAUCCAGAUUGACCUGCAGGAGAACCCCUGGGACUGCACCUGUGACAUCGUGGCGCUCAAGAACUGGAUGGAGCUGUCCAGUACCAGCGUGGUGGUCAAUGAAAUAACCUGCGAUUCUCCCUCUAAACAUGCGGGUCGCCUGCUGCGCUCGCUCCGCAACGAGGCCAUCUGCCCCGAGCCCAGCGAGGUGCCCCCACAGCAAAAUCCAACUCCUACAUUAAAAGGGCCAGGCACGGAGCCUACCAUCCCCUCUUCCUCCUCUUCUUCUACUUCUAGCUCAGUCAGCCCCACCAAAUCCAGAAUGCACACUCCUGAGCGACACCCUGAGAUCCCACUUUCAGUCCUGAUUCUCAGGCUUCUUGUUGUUUUCAUCCUUUCGGUCUGCUUCGGCUCCGGCCUCUUUGUUUUUGUCCUGAAGUGGCACAAAGGAGUAGAACACGUCCCCACAGGUGCCAACAACUUAGAUCUCAACUCUUUCUAGCUCCCAGGGAAGCUAAAAACAGAGCCAGACUACCUGGAGGUUCUGGAGAAACGGACUGUGAUGAGCCAACUGUAAGAUAACGACAAUGCAGCAUAGGUUCUGUGCAGCAUACAUUAUACUCUUUACUCUUACUCUCUGUUUUUUUUUUUUUUUGAUUUUUCUUUUUCCAGAGGUAUAAAAAAGGAGUAUAAGAACUAUAUUAUUAUUAUUAUGCAGCUCUAUGUUUGCUCCUGGAAGUUCUAAAUUAUGUCCUCUGAAAAAUGAAAUACCAAAAGACUCUGACAAUGGCAGGCAUAUAAUGGGCAGGACUGUGUACAAAUAUGGCUUUGUGCUUUUCAUGACACUGUAUUUUAUUUUUCCCCUGUGAGAAAGUAUGACGUAAUUAUUCUUUGUAGAAGAGGAAACGCUACAGAUUGACAUUCCUGUACAUAUUUUGCAUACACAGAUAAAUGGUGAGUGUUGAACCAGAAGUGAGAACCCUUUUCAGAAUCCAACAAGUGGCAAAAUCUUACUAUACCUACUCCAGAAAGUGCCUUUGCACUCAAC